CUUUUCCUGUUAUGUCCACUACUUAAUGGCGAGGAGCCUCGGGUUUACAUAUAUGAUGUGACGCACCCCUCUGUAAUUGCCAUGCCUGCACCAUGUGCAGACACCUUGGAUUCAACCAAUACCUCGUCUCGCGCGGUUUGGCGACUCACAGCCCUCUUCUGAGCCUCCUAAUGGGCGGUGUUGCAACUGCACUGGACGAGUCACCGGAGACAUCCGGGAAUUAUGUGGAGGCGUGUGGAGGAUUCGAACAAGCGCCCGUGUAUGUGUUGCGCCUGGCAGUAUUAUGGCCCUGUAUAAAUAUGUGCGCUUCCAGCGCAAUAUGUACAUCAGUUAUAUCCCUCUAUUCUCCACCUGGGCUACGAGUGAAUUGAACCAACGUUCUAAGACGCGGGCCCUCUGUUCCCGGCGCCAGAC
Molecule: messenger RNA, 414 nt
Organism: Cantharellus anzutake
Lineage: Eukaryota; Fungi; Basidiomycota; Agaricomycetes; Cantharellales; Hydnaceae
Exons: 1
Coding region: 93-371 (92 amino acids)
Source: RefSeq, a predicted model, not a curated record